Molecule: messenger RNA, 930 nt
Organism: Amaranthus tricolor (Joseph's coat)
Lineage: Eukaryota; Viridiplantae; Streptophyta; Magnoliopsida; Caryophyllales; Amaranthaceae
Exons: 1
Coding region: 160-831 (223 amino acids)
Biological process (GO): regulation of transcription by RNA polymerase II
Cellular component (GO): CCAAT-binding factor complex
Molecular function (GO): DNA-binding transcription activator activity, RNA polymerase II-specific; protein heterodimerization activity; RNA polymerase II cis-regulatory region sequence-specific DNA binding
Source: RefSeq, a predicted model, not a curated record
AUGCCCAACUAUGUUCGUGGGCAAUGCGAAUGGACUAAAGUACAUGCCCACCAAUAUUCAAGCACCAGUAUUAAUAGCAGGAAAUGCUAAUGCACUGAACCUGCCCAACAACAUACAAGGCUCAAUACCAAUAGCUAUUGCAAUACUAAUGGGUUUAAAAUGCCCAUCAAUAACAAUCAAGCCUCAAUGCAUUACCCAUUUGAACCUAACUCUCAAAGCCAAGACAACAAUUGCAAGGUUCCUGAUAUAUACACCAACUCUAAGACCGGGUUGGCAGCCCCAUUUCGUGAGCAAGAUCAGUACAUGCCCAUCGCAAUUGUGGUUAGAAUAAUGAGGAGGGCCUUACCUCCACAGGCAAAAGUGGCUGAUGAGGCUAAGGAAUUGCUACAAGGAUGUGUUUCUGAGUUCAUUAGCUUUAUCACAAGUGAAGCUAAUAAGAAUUGUCAAUUGGAGCAUCGCAAGACCAUAACAGCUGAAGAUGUUAUAGGGGCUAUGUCUAGACUUGGAUUUGAGCAUUAUCUCCAGCCUCUUUCGAUGUAUCGUCAAAAGUAUCGUGAAAGCGAGACGUUACCUACUGCGGUUCCUAGGCGUAUGGCUUACUUUAACAAUGAUGUUAAUGCUAUCACAUCCACAACUUCUGUUAUGCCUCCUUUUGCCUUGGUUCAUCCUCAUUAUGCUAUGAUUGCUACUCUUCCUAGUGUUUCGGUUGGGAAUGGCCCAAAUUUGGGUCUUAGAAGUGGUGAUGGGUCAGGUGGCAGUGAUGGAGCGGGUCCAUCUGAGUCACCUCAAGAUGGAUUUGACUUCUUUUAUACAUAUGAUAAAUAUAAGUAAGAACUUCAUGGGUGAAGGGAACUGUUUGAAUUGUUUAGGAUACAGUACUCAACUAUGGUCUAAGCAUUAGCUAAUAUAUUUCAUGUCAUUUUCUUUCUU